Molecule: messenger RNA, 354 nt
Organism: Sinocyclocheilus grahami
Lineage: Eukaryota; Metazoa; Chordata; Actinopteri; Cypriniformes; Cyprinidae
Product: prostaglandin E synthase 3-like
Exons: 3
Biological process (GO): prostaglandin biosynthetic process; telomere maintenance via telomerase; chaperone-mediated protein complex assembly
Cellular component (GO): cytosol; nucleus
Molecular function (GO): prostaglandin-E synthase activity; protein-folding chaperone binding; Hsp90 protein binding
Source: RefSeq, a predicted model, not a curated record
CCUAACAGGCAUCCAGCAGCUGCUAAGUGGUACGACAGACGAGACUUUGUCUUCAUUGAGUUUUUGGUGGAGGACAGCAAGGAUGUGAACGUAAAUUUUGAAAAGUCCAAAUUUGGUUUCAGCUGUCUCAGUGGGAUGGAUAACAUGAAGUACUCAAAUGAAAUUGACCUUUUUGAGUCCAUCGAUCAAGAUGGGUCCAAACACAGGCGUACAGACCGGUCGAUCUUGUGCUUUUUACGGAAAGCAGAGUCAGGGAAAUCCUGGCCCAGGUUAACAAAAGACAAAGCAAAGGCAAGUUUUGUUCCAUGUUUAUUAACAGUUAAAAUAGUCAUUAUUUGAUGAAGGACUAUGUCA